AUGAACCGGCUUCUGAAUAAUGCCAUAACUCGUUCAACUGUAGCUAUUCGUGCUUCUUCGAAUUUAACAACAAAAGCACCAACCGCCCAAUCGAUCACUCAACAAAAUGCUCAAUUCGAUAAAGUAACUCAUACUGGACAAGCAUGGGAUCAAGCUGAUUAUCGACUUCAACGAUUCGACACAUCAGCUAAACAAGUUUGUUUUUUUGUGAAUUAAAAUUGAGAACCAUAAUUUUUAAAGGUAAAUCCAAAUGUUGCAAUGCAUUUGGUUGAUCAACGUCCACCAGAGAAUUGUGGUGAUAAACGUGUGAUUUAUUGCGAUGGAGGACAUCCAGCAUUAGGACAUCCAAAAGUAUAUAUCAAUUUGGUAAGUUCUUACUCGAAAUUAUUUCAAUUAUAACACCUUUCCAUGUUUUAUUUCACAGGAUAAACCAGGAGUUCACGCUUGCGGAUAUUGUGGCAACCGUUUCUACAAUUCACAUGUAACCCAAGGAGAAGAUCUUAAGAUUCAACACUUGAACUGCUAA
Molecule: messenger RNA, 526 nt
Organism: Caenorhabditis angaria
Lineage: Eukaryota; Metazoa; Nematoda; Chromadorea; Rhabditida; Rhabditidae
Source: the annotation of a GenBank genome assembly